AUGCUCCUUGGAGUGCUAUUCAAGAUGUAUGCAGUCUGGAUCGCUUUGACACUGCCAACUCCGUCCUCAUUCUCAUCCGAGUAUUUGGAUGCUCAUACAAUUCGUCUACAAAUUCCUCCAUAUCCAUCCGCGUUUGCUUAUAUCUUUGAAUAUGCCACAGUAAGCACGCAGUCUGAAGAAUGGUAUUUUGCGGGCUCAUCCACUACUCCAAUGACAAUGUUUACCGUACUUGAUCCUUGCAGAGAUUAUAAAUUCCGAGUAAUCGUCGUUGUACGAAGUGCAAAUCCAACCGACCAUAUUGUGAUCUUCGGUCAAAAAAUAAUUCCCGUACAGUUACCACCAUUUGUUUUAGCGGCUGAUCAGGUGUUCGCUGAGCCUCCCAUUUUCAACACUACAACGGACACACUAAAAGUUUACAUUCGAUGGACACUACCGAGGGGCUAUUCGGACUCUGAUAUCUACGGUUAUGAGGCGCCAGCCUUAUAUCCACUACAAUGCCACACACCUGAAGAUGAACUUCCGCAGCCUAAGAUCGAGAUAGUCCGAGCUGGUGGUCGGCUAGCGGUCUCUCUACCAUCUACAGUGCUUGAAGCGCGCUGUCGCCUAUGGGUGGAAGUCCGAAUGCUUCCUAGGUGUGUUCGCCUUGAACCGUUUAGUGUACAGAAGAACAUAGAGAUUGACUGUGACAAAAAUCCUGAGCUGGAUGUAUGCUCGAAAGAGGCAAAUCCCAUUUGUAUGGAAGUACUCGAAGUCCGGGGAAAGCAGGGACAUGCAACGAUCACUUGGAUGCCUGCACCACGGACUCCUCUUUAUUAUCACCUUCGCUAUGGUCCGGCUCAUAUGAAGGGAAAUCCACCGUUUGUCACCUGGCAGCUGGCAACAAAGAGAGAUAUAAAGGUGGAUGGUACGGUCACAACAUUAACGUUAGAUGUUGCUGAGGAUCAGGAUUUCGGAGUGCAGGUCUGCGCAAUUCUCACAUCUCAUCGCAAACGUCCGAAAUUCGGCUUGGUGAGAGUAACACCCUUCCAGUGCACAAGUUGCAAUCAUACGUCAACUCUUCCUGUGGGUCGAUGUGGUGAAUGUGGACGAAUAGAAGGGACAACAGUUGCAGACAAAAGCUGGAAAGCAGCAAGCGGUUCUGGUCGACAAGUGUCAGAUGCUCAUAGAAAUCAUAUUCCUCAUACAGUAUUCAGAAUGGAAACAGAUUUGUUUGUCAAAGGACAUAACCGUGCUUCAGGAUCAAAUAUUAGCGUCGCCCAAGUCAACACUCAUGCAGCCGAAGCUCCAAUAUCUCUAGAAAGAGCUGAAGAGAUCAACGACCAAGCAACAAGCACUACCUCUUUCUCAAUGACGUCAUUUACGAGCACAACAUCAACCACAUCACCCACAUCAUCCAAAUCGUCUACAACCGCUUUGCUCACUGCAAAAGCAGAAACCACGGCCUCGCCGGAGACAGGCAUUGAGGAGGAGGAGACGUCGUCAACAGAAGUAGCUACCACAACCGAAGCGACCAUCACGGAAACCACCUCCUUGGAUGAGGACGGUGAGAAGCAUGAAAACACGACCACUACCGAUGUGGAAGUCGUGGACGUGGAAACGCUCUUACAACACACUGAACAAACAACAACCACCGCAUUCCGUACAACCACGACAAAAGAGACGCACCAAACCAAAUCUCUUCAUGUUGAAGACUCCAGUAGUGAUAAAGAAAACGAAGAUGACUUGACGGCAGUAGGGCAGCACCUUUCGACCGAAUUGGAGGAGUCCGUCAAGCAUCUUGAGAAGGCCCUUGAAGAAGUGGAGGUUCAGAAGGAGCGAAAAUGGAAUUUCGAAGAGAGUACUUCCCUACCAUCAGGCGUUGUUCCAUUGAACACAACGUUGGCAGAACUUGCAGUGCACAAAGCAGCUACCGAAAUCGUGAAUAAGAUUGGCGCUACGUCGUCUGAGCUCAGGCAUCAUGAAAAAAGCAAGAAAUGUCUUCUCAGUACUGGAAUAGUCUGCAACUUCGGUUGUGAGACAAGCAAGACCUGUCGGUGUCCACUAAUUUCUCAUGUCCUCUCACCUGAAGGAGGAUGUCUUAGCCGUGAUUCGUUCGGACACACCUUAUGUCUGCCAAAAAGUGAUGUUAAUGCAACAUGGGACGCGGCGUCAAUGAAUGUUUUGGUACGCAGCCAAGAAGCAAGCGAUCACAUUCGUUCAGUAAACAAUGCGGAUCACCUUUUUGUAGAAUUUGGAAGAGUAAGAGAAGAGACUAUGCAUCCAAACUCCUCACCUACGAUGUUACGCUUUGAUGAACCGAAAAGAAAUCGGAUGGUUGUUGAGAUAGAGAAACUUAUUCGCUCUGGUUCCUUUUCCACCGAACCAUUUGUUUUCCAUGUGAACAAUUCCAUAAUUGCUGAUGCUGCAUACGGCAUGCGCUUCUGUACCUUCAACAGUACCCAAGUUAAGGAUCCAUACAGCCGCAACUGGGACCUUGAUAUUGUGUCCAACAGAAUCGGGAACAUUGUUCAGGUCACGCAACUGUCUCCAGUACACUUCACCAACGAUUUACGAAGUGAGAUGGUGCUUCGACCAAGCCGUGAAACCUUUUGGAAUGCUUUCUUUGUCAUCGGAAAAGUCAUAGUUUUAGUUGUGCUGGUUGUAAUAAUGCUUGUACUCAUCUACCUCAACUGCUCUCGCAUCAGAAUGUUGUAUGACAGAAAAAGAACACAUUACUUCCGCCCUUAUUACAUAGAUUCGCAAAAAAGCCGAAUAUCAAAGGACUUCUUAUCCCAAGGUGACUGGCACACCGAGGAGGACCCAGACGUAGACUACGAGAUGCUGCUCAGAGGAUUACGAGCCUGUGCUGAGCGUGCCUUGAAGCCGCGCACGACAAACUUGGAUCGAAUUUCGAAGACCACCAAGGAGUUGUUAGAAAGAAGAAGGACUUUCGGGCUUGAUCCAAAUGCAUCGCACAUUGAGCGGCAGAGGAAGAUCCUGGAAACAGCACAAAGAAGAACGAGUCUAGCGAAGUGCCGCAGGGAUCUCCACGAAUAUAAUAUUCUGCUAGCAGCCUUGCUGAGCAAAGACGGGACUCGCACGUCUCCUCGUCGUGAGACGGAAAUCAUCACAGAGAGGUUCUACUUGAACAUUUUGCGGUCAUCAACUCCUAUGUCAAGCCCGAUCAUCCCCAGUGGUGAAGCCCCACCACGGAUUCUCCCUUCUGAAGUACGAAUCGCUGUCAAGAGCAUGAAACCUGGCACAGCCCCUGGACAUGAUUUUAUAUCAGCAGACUUUCUUCGGGCUGGUGCCCAUCUAAUUCAUGUAAUCUUAACAGCGCACAUGACAUCCUAA
Necator americanus (New World hookworm) is the source of this 3333-nucleotide messenger RNA. RefSeq lists its product as uncharacterized. The record is from RefSeq and is a predicted model, not a curated record. The transcript is spliced from 24 exons. NCBI's taxonomy places the organism in Eukaryota, Metazoa, Nematoda, Chromadorea, Rhabditida, Ancylostomatidae. The coding region runs from base 1 to 3333 and encodes 1110 amino acids.